Molecule: messenger RNA, 1758 nt
Organism: Cucurbita pepo subsp. pepo (vegetable marrow)
Lineage: Eukaryota; Viridiplantae; Streptophyta; Magnoliopsida; Cucurbitales; Cucurbitaceae
Source: RefSeq, a predicted model, not a curated record
GAAAAAAAGAGGCAAUAAUUCGAAGUGAGAUAAAAAGCAAUGAAUGCCCAUGAAACCCCCCGCUUUGAGGUUGUCCGAUAUGGGAUCUUUCCCUGCCCUUCCUCAGUAACCCUCCGUUUUCUCUUCAUAUAUAAAACAAAUAUUAUAUCAUUGGUUCCCUCAUCUCCUCCGAAAUGUUCAGCUCCCAUUCAAACAAUCUAUCUUUUCUGUAGCUCAUCUUUGAAGAUCAUGGGGUUGUCUUGUUAUCUUUGAAGACAGUCAAAAAAAUACAAUAUGCCAACAGUUUGGUUGUCCUUGAAGAAAUCUCUGCACUGCAAAUCAGGGCCAUCCGAAGUUCAUGACCCAAAAACCAGAAGAAAUCUAGGCGCCAUUUUGACAAGAAAAACAGGGGUAGGAAGAUCGGGUUGUUCCAGGUCCAUUGCAAAUCUCAAAGAUGUCAUCCAUGGCGGCAGCAAGAGGCAUUUGGAUAAGCCCCCAAGUUGCAGUCCAAGAUCCAUUGGCAGCAGUGAGUUUCUCAACCCAAUAACCCAUGAAGUCAUUCUCACUAACUCAAGGUGCGAGCUCAAAAUCACCGGAUUUCACGGCGCUUUCCCACCAGAUGUGCCUUCCUCCGCCGAUGAACCCCUCACAGAUCGUCCCGCCGCCUCCACUUUUGUGGGUACUCUGACACCGGGUACGCCGGGCCCCGGUGGCCACCCCACAAUGCAUUACUUCAAUCCUUCCUUUAGGUCUUCUUCCAGAAAGUUCCCUUUCAGAGAGGGAUUUGGUAGCUCCAAUAAAUCUGGCGGCGGCGGUGGAGCUCGCAGCCUCGGUGGUGGAGGUGGAGUCCAUACGAGUAACAGAAUCUCAUUGGAGACCGAGAUUGAUGGGAAUAGAUCUUCUUCUGCGGUCACUUGUCAUAAAUGUGGAGAGCAGUUCAACAAAUGGGAUGCUGCUGAAGCUCAUCAUCUUUCUAAACAUGCUGUGACUGAGCUUGUGGAAGGAGAUUCAUCAAGGAAAAUUGUGGAGAUCAUAUGCAGGACAAGCUGGUUAAAGUCUGAGAAUCAAUCUGGUCGGAUUGAAAGAGUACUCAAAGUUCACAAUAUGCAACGAACGCUAGCCCGGUUUGAGGAGCAUCGUGAGACGGUUAAGAUCAAAGCCAGCAAGCUCCCGAAGAAGCACCCUCGGUGCCUUGCCGAUGGAAACGAGCUGCUGCGAUUCUACGGCACGACAGUCGCGUGCUCCCUCGGCUUGAAUGGCUCCUCCAGCCUCUGCAUAUCGGAGAAGUGUUGCGUAUGCAGGAUCAUACGCAACGGAUUCUCGGCAAAGACAGAGAUGAAAGAAGGGAUAGGCGUGUUCACAACUUCGACAAGUGCAAGAGCAUUCACCUCGAUCGAGGCGUCGGGAGGGGGGGAGGAGGGGGGGAUGGUGAGGAAGGCGAUGGUAGUUUGCAGAGUGAUUGCAGGGAGAGUUCACAGGCCAUUGGAGAACAUACAAGAAAUGGCUGGGCAGACAGGGUUUGAUUCAUUGGCAGGAAAAGUUGGGCUGCAUUCAAAUAUAGAAGAGCUUUAUUUGCUGAAUCCUAGAGCUUUGCUUCCAUGUUUUGUGGUAAUUUGCAAAGCAUGAAAGGAAAUUACUGUGGUGAAUUUGUAAUUUCUUGUUCACCUUUUGGAAGAUUUUGAUACUUCUUUUGAAUUAUGUCUGCCAAAAUAUAUGAAAAAGUUGUGAAGCUUUUGUUGUGGCGUUUAGUUGUUUAAUAGAACUGGAAAACUUUUCAAA